UGAAAGACGUAGCCAUAUUUUUUUUCAAAAAUAUCGUUUGCUACGUUUUGCUGCCAAAAAAUGGGAAAAUAUUCAGCUGUUGAAUCUCUUCUCAUUGAAGAAGUGAAAAAGUAUCCUGGUCUCUGGAAGACAACGGACCCGGAGUACAAAAAUCGAGCGGCUAAAGACAGUGCUUGGGAAGCUAUAACGGAGACGGUGAAUGCCGCAGCGAACACCACGUAUUCAGUAAUGGACUACAGGGACAAGAUUUGGAAAAACCUACGAGAUUCAUAUGUACGKGUWCUCAGUGGACGUACCUACAAGUCUUCCAUCUAUGAUUCUGGGGACAUCACCAAACAUCCACACCUUGAGCCCUUGUCCUUCUUGAAGAUCUACAUCAACCGCAGAAAAAGUACCACAAAAAAGCUAUUUCAAGAUAGCCCUGACAUCAAACCAGAUGUAUGUAAGUCAGAGAGUGGUGAAGAUGCAACAAUGAGUGAUCACACUGACAUGCUGUCAAAUGAUCAUGAUGUACCUUUAUCCAUGGCAGAAAGRAUCCCUACAAGUUCUAAUACAGAUCACGAGGCAGAAGAAAAUGGCUCUGACAGAGCUGUUAAGCGUCCUUACCUGCAGUCAGCGCCAAAUGAACAAAUUGAUAAAGGUGCACUUGACUGUAAAAUAAUGGAAUAUUUGUCAAGAAGUGGAGCGACUCCUUGCCCAUGUACACAGUCAAGAGAGGAAAGGUGUGAAAUGGAUGCUGACACUUUGUUUGGUCAAAGCAUAGCUGCACAGCUGAGAUCAAUGGACAAACGAACUAAUGCAACUGCUAAAGUGAAGAUCCAACAGAUACUGCUUGAGUUGCAGUUCCCUGAAAAUCCUAAUAACUCCUAAUCAAUCCCUAAUAAUACUAAUAAUUCAUAAUGAGCUAUAAGUUACCAGGUAAUGCAUACUCACAAUGCAGUCACUAGCUGUCAAGAUAUUUAUUAGUUAGGACUUAAAGUCCAGAAGAUUUAUAAACUUAUUUGUAGAUUUUGUGUCUUUUAAUUUAACAGUGGUCUGGUAUCAUUAAAUAUUUGAUUAAUCAGAAAUUAAAGACCUUAGAUUGUUAACAAGUUAGAGAAUCAUCUUUUAUUUGGUUAUUUAGAAGUGAACAUUGUAAAACAGAUUUAAUCUUUUUUGUCUUUCUAUCAUUUAACCUUUUAAAUAGAUAAGUUAUUCUAGAGACUCUAAUAAUCAUUUUAGUGUCUAUUACAUUAUUUAAUUAAAUAGGUUUAGCUUCAUCAACUGCAGCAGUGUACUAACAGUGUACAUGCACUCUCAUUUUUAGUAAAAAUAAAAAUUAAUAUCUCAUCGUA
Molecule: messenger RNA, 1334 nt
Organism: Exaiptasia diaphana
Lineage: Eukaryota; Metazoa; Cnidaria; Anthozoa; Actiniaria; Aiptasiidae
Exons: 2
Coding region: 61-870 (269 amino acids)
Biological process (GO): regulation of transcription by RNA polymerase II
Cellular component (GO): transcription regulator complex; nucleus
Molecular function (GO): DNA binding
Source: RefSeq, a predicted model, not a curated record